AAUAGGGUUACAUGUAAACAAAAACUAUGCCGGGAAUCGCCUAAGUUUCACAGAAAACAGCGUAAAAUGAAUCACCUUUAAAAUGUCAGACUCGAGGUUUUUGACAUCGGAAGGGAGAAUUGUUCCAGUACUGAGCCGAGAUGACAUACCAAAGUAUUGUGCCUUACACAAGUGUGUUCAUAGACGCAGACUGGAAAGAUUUCGCCCAUGCAGCAAGAGAAUGUGUGGUGCAGUCAGGUGACAGGAAGUCUUUGAUAAAGGAGAUAGAGAAAAUGUGGACCAAUGACCAAAACCCAAACUUUGUCCUCCCUUGUCUGUCAGUACGAAGUGGCCUUGACCUUUACUUGAAGGUCAAGCAGUUUCCUGCUGGGUCAGAGGUCAUUAUGUCAGCCAUAAACAUUCCCGACAUGGUUCAGAUCGUACGACACCAUGGACUGCGCAUUUUGUCCCUGGAUAUUGACCUGGAAACAACGUCGCCUAAAAUUGAGCUCUUGGAAAGUUUAAUAUCAAAGAAAACAGUUGCCAUUCUUUUGGCGCACAUUUAUGGGAAACUGUUUGACAUGGAGCCUUUUGUGUGUGUCGCUAAGAGACAUGGUCUCUGCAUUAUUGAAGAUUGUGCUGAAGGCUUUGCGGGUUUGCAGUACUUGGGACACCCGAAGAGCGACAUAUCACUAUUCAGUUUUGGCGUUAUAAAAUUUUACACAGCGUUUGGAGGAGCCAUAUUGAAAAUUCGCAGCGAAGAUAUAUUCUCAAAAAUGCACCAGCAGCAAAACCGACAAAGUGUGCAAUCAAACAGAGCUUUUCUACAAAAGGUCAUAAAGUAUUCCUUCAUUUAUGUUCUCUUAAACUGUCCACGUUUUAUUAAACCAGGAAUGUAUCUGACUAGGGCAGUGGGCUUGGAUCACCAGCAAUUAGUUGUGAAAAUGUUGCGAGGAUUUCCAGAAGAUCUAAUCAGCCGAAUUCAGUACCGUCCGUCUACUCCUCUUUUACACAUGAUGUGCAAACGUGUGCAAGGGUUUUCUGAAGCAGAUUUUAACCUGAGCAGAAUGAAAGGAGAAUACGUGAGUCAGAGACUGCCAGAAAACAUCACCAUCGUCGGGGUCAAAGCAGAGGUGAACAACUAUUGGCUGUACCCCAUUAUUGUGAAUAACCCUGACAGCUUUGUGCGGACCCUUAACUCGCUUGGAGUGGACGCUUACCGAGGCGCAACGCAGCUCAACAUCAUCGAGCCUGACAACGGCAAUGAUGACUUGUACAUGAAAUACCUGACCUCGCCCAAUGUCAUGCACCACUAUCCUCACGAGGCAAAGUACCUCAUUGACCAUGUCGUUUACCUGCCCAUUAACAAAACCGUGCCUUUCUGCGAACUUGAUCGUAUUUGUGCAGCUGUCCAGAAAGCUAUGAUGCUAGAGGGGAAAGAUGGGACAAAAAUCAGUGUGAAGUUACAAGGGAAAGAUGGGGCAAAGAUCAACCUGAAGCUACAGUCGAAGCUUUGAACUGGUAUGAUUUCAGUACCUCUGUCUAACUUGAUUUUUAUGCUGAAAGCUAUGAAGUUGGAGUCGAAAGAUGGGCAAACAGCAACGUGAAGUUACACUCAAAAGGUGGGGCAAAAAUCAACAUGAAGUUACAGUCGAAAGGUCUGGCAGUAGAAAGUGCUUGUUUCGUUGUGUUUAGAUGGCGGGCUUCUGCUGUAAGCUUUUGUCCCGUGUUUUUAUUUGUGACAUUUUGGAUGUGCAAUCUG
This is a messenger RNA of Liolophura sinensis, 1741 nucleotides long. RefSeq names its product GDP-perosamine synthase-like. The record is from RefSeq and is a predicted model, not a curated record. NCBI's taxonomy places the organism in Eukaryota, Metazoa, Mollusca, Polyplacophora, Chitonida, Chitonidae. The transcript is spliced from 3 exons. Gene Ontology annotation, biological process: polysaccharide biosynthetic process. The coding region runs from base 141 to 1496 and encodes 451 amino acids. Gene Ontology annotation, molecular function: pyridoxal phosphate binding; transaminase activity.